AUGCAGGCCUUGGUACGGAGCCUGGUGCGCUCUGAGCUGGGCUCAGCUGAUGGGGACCGCGACCAGCCGGGACAGGCGCUUUUCCUCCAAAUCUUCCAGCAGCUGAGCUCUGCACCUGCUAGUGGGGUAGGUGCUGCUGAAGAGGCUGCUGUGGAAGACCUCAUUGCGCAGCACCUACAGGGGCUCCGAAAGAACGACCGUGGCCUGGACAGGCACUUGCGCUUUCAAGGCUUGAAAAACCGCCUGAGCAAGCGCUGUGACAGAUCCGUCUUGGCGCUGCUCUUCCUGCUGCGAGGAGAUGCCUUCGCAGGCGACGCACGAGCGCCGCUGUCCUUCACACAUCGCCCGCGCCUGCAGAACGCGGGUGUUUCGAAGGAGCAUAGCUCGGAACGCACGGUUGAAGUGGGUUGGCAACUCGGAGGAGGUGCCCCAACCGUGCUGCUGGAGGCGAAGUUGGUGAGAGAUCUACUCUUUGCCUUGCAAGGCGUGAGCAGUGACUGCUUCAAGCUCAAUGCCUCCUUUGAGGUGGACCCGGCAGUGAUCCUGACCAGGCCAGCCUGGGUUGUCUCCCAGAGAGUGUUGGAGCUGGCGACCUUGCACGUGCGCCUGGCGGGCACCAAGGAGGACUCCAAGGAAUCAACCGAGGGCCUCUUGCAGCAGGCGCUCUGCGAAGCACUGCGGGAGCAACUCCAGGACUACUAUGAAAUGCUCGCCCUGUUGAUGUCCAAGAAGCUGAGCCUCCGCGGACUGUGGGCUUGGCUCCUCGCUCCUUUGGCACGCCUAAGCUUCCUUGCAAGCCUCUCGGAGGCCAGCCGCGGUGUCUUUGGUGGUGCCGUGGCCUCCAUGGUCUUAGCAUUCGCGCAGUCGGGCGAUGCCCAGGUGCAGCAGAAGGCCACGAGAAUCCUGAGCUCGGUGGUGCGGCCUCUGCUGGCCAUGAUUCGCGCCUGGAUGAGCGAAGGUGAGCUGCAGGACCCCUUUGGUGAGUUCUUUGUCGUGGCUACCUCUGUGCCCAUCCAAGACCUCUGGACACACAUGUACCGCCUGGAGCUUGAGAUGGUCCCCAGCUUCCUGACCCUGGAGUUGGCCCGGAAGAUCCUUCUCACGGGGAAGUCCGUGAACUUCAUUCGCCUCUGUUGCCCAGGCCAGGGCUGGUCACGCCUGGGCGCCGCGCUCCUCGACACGCCCGAGCUCGACUCGGACAUGCAGGAGCUCGGGGAGCUGCCUGGGCACGAGGGCAAGGAGCGCAAGGAGCUGCUUCAAACAGGCGGCACCCUCCUGCGAGGCCUCGCAGGGCGCGUGGAGCAUGCUGCGCAGCAGACGAACGAGCAUCUCGUCAAGCUGCUCAUGGAGAGGUAUGCAUUGGGUGAGCAUGCCAUGGCCCUGAGGCGUUUCCUGCUUUUGGGACAAGGCGAUUUCGUCGAAUGCCUCAUGGAUGCAAUGCAGCAGGAGCUGAACGCCGAGGCCGGCACGAUCCAGCGCCACCAGCUGAUGGGACUUCUGGACAUGGCACUGCGACAGUCCAACGCGCAAUUCUGCUCAUCAGAUGUGCUGGCACGCCUUGGGGUGAAGCUGCUCAGCCCUUCGGACGGCGAAUGCGGCUGGGACAUCUUCCUGUUAGACUACAGCAUCGAUACACCUCUCCAUGUGGUGUUCACGCCAGCGGCCAUGCAGAAAUACGACCGUGCCUUUGCUUUCCUUUGGAAGCUCAGGCGCGUGUCGCACGCCCUGGCGACAAGUUGGAACCAGCACAUGACGCUCCAAAGGCACCUCUCGUCCCUGGCAGCGCAGACCGUGUGCGUGCCCCUGCCGGAGCUGGGCCCGACGCUGCACCGCUUCGCCUGCCUCCGCCACGAGCUGCACCAUUUCGUGCAAAACAUUCAGUCCUACGUGAUGUUCGAAGUCCUUGACACUUCCUGGGCCAAGUUGCACGCUGGCUGGCGCACUUGCAGCGACCUGGACGAGGUGAUCUCACAGCACGAGCGCUACUUGGUCAAUAUCGAGGAGGGCGCCUUCCUGGCGAAGGGCUGCGAAGCAGUCCUGUCCAGCAUUACGGCCUUGCUCUCCUUGGCCCUGGAGUUUUGCCAGCUGCAAGAUCAAGCUUGUGCCGCAUGCUUCGAAGCAGCAGAGGCCAUGAUGGAAGUGGACGAUGUCGCCAGCGUGUUUCAGGCCCUUCGCAGCCAGCCCUUCGCUCGGUCCCUGGCGGAGUGCAGAGCGCAGCUCGAUGGCGUGGCCUCCGCCUUCAGCAUGAAGCUCCAGGAGCUCCUCCAGUCGCUGGAAGAAGGGCCCGAGCGGCCCGAGGUGAGGGUAUUGGACUUUAGCUUCCUUUGCUCUCGCUUGGACUUCAAUGGCUACUACGAGAGGCAGGCCACUUCCCCGAGAGCUGGCCUGGGUUAG
Molecule: messenger RNA, 2394 nt
Organism: Symbiodinium natans
Lineage: Eukaryota; Dinophyceae; Suessiales; Symbiodiniaceae
Source: the annotation of a GenBank genome assembly